Molecule: messenger RNA, 1464 nt
Organism: Funneliformis geosporum
Lineage: Eukaryota; Fungi; Glomeromycota; Glomeromycetes; Glomerales; Glomeraceae
Source: the annotation of a GenBank genome assembly
AUGUCAUUCAACAAUAAUCAAAUUUCUCCCCAAAUUCUUAGUCAAAUUCCUAAUCAACCUGGCUGUUAUUUAUUUCGUAAUAAGGAACAGGACAUAAUCUACAUUGGUAAAGCACAAAAUCUCCGUCGCAGAGUUAGCAGCUAUUCCCCCCCCUCCCCUGACAAUUAUUUUCAGCAACAAAUUUACUCAGUUAACACCAUUGUCACUAGCAAUGUCAAAGAAGCCUUAAUAUUAGAACAAAACUUGAUUAAAAGUCAUCAACCUCGCUUCAAUGUUUUACUAAAAGAUGGUCAUUUUUACCCCUAUUUAGAAAUCACCAACCAAGCAAAUCCUCGCUACCAAAUAGUGAGAAAAAUUAAACAAAAUAAUAAAAGUGAAUAUUUUGGACCCUUUCCUGACGGUAGCAAAGCUCGGGAGAUACUGCAAAUCCUCGAAAGAUUAUUCCCCUUGGCCAAGUGCAAAGGUAAUUUAGGAAAACCUUGUUUUUACUACACUAUCGGGCAAUGUUCGGGCCAUUGCUGGCAAAAAGUCCACCUAACUUAUUAUGAAAACAUCAAAAAAGAAGUUAGAAAAUUUUUUCGCGGACAAACCCGAGCAAUUAAAAAAAAAGUUAAAACCUCAAUUCAAAAAAACAUUAAUAAUUUAGCUUUUGAAAUUGCCCAAAAAGAGAAAAAAAUUUUAGACAACCUUGAUUUUUUCACUAGCAAACAGAAUGCCGAAUUUCCUGACCAACAAAACUGUGAUUUUUUGGGGAUUUAUUGUCAAGACAACAUCAUCUCUUUUUGUUUAUUAAUUUACCGUUAUGGCAAACUAAUUAGAAUCCCAGAAAUCCUUUAUAUUCCUGAACCAAUGCAAGUAAACAAAAAUCAAAUAUUAAAAGAGAUAAGCAAAUUUUUAUCCAUCCCUACUCCUUAUUAUUUCGAGUGUUUAGACAUCUCUAAUCUCUAUACUCAAGACAUAGUGGCCGGUUUUUUAGUCUUUAUUAAUGGUGAAAAGAAACUAAUUAGAAGUAAAUUAUACAAAUUAAACAAUCUCGAGCAAGAAAGUGACAUUGCCCGCGUAAAAAAAGCCUGUUUAAUCCACUAUCAAAAGUAUUCAUUAAAAAAUAUGCCUAACCUAAUAAUCGUGGAUGGAGGAAAAGAGCAAGUUAAAGCCGUACAAAAAGCAUUAAAGGAGUUAGGUUUGUUUACUAACACCAUUGGUCUAGCCAAAAACGAGAACCACCGCACCGAAAAAAUAAUUACUGAUACUUUAAAAGAAUUAGAGUUUGCCGUUCAUCCAGGUGAAAUAUUAAAAGACGAAUUAGACUAUCUAGCAAUUAGUCAAGCCGAAUUAGCGCGGGCUAUUAACGUCUCAACUCGACGAGUUAAUGAAAUUUGUCAAGGAAAACGCGGUAUCAGCACCGAUACAGCUUUACGCUUAGGAAUUUAUUUUGGAAUGGGUGAAAAAGGAGCUGAAUUUUGA